This is a messenger RNA of Strongylocentrotus purpuratus (purple sea urchin), 6346 nucleotides long. RefSeq names its product leucine-rich repeat-containing protein 4C. The coding region runs from base 489 to 2855 and encodes 788 amino acids. Lineage: Eukaryota; Metazoa; Echinodermata; Echinoidea; Camarodonta; Strongylocentrotidae. The transcript is spliced from 2 exons. Gene Ontology annotation, molecular function: protein binding. The record is from RefSeq and is a predicted model, not a curated record.
AUAUUUACACAGUCCUGCUGAGACUGAGCAGACGUGAACAUUGCAAGAUGCUAUCCUAACAGGUAGUUUCUACAGUAGGUCUAUAGAUGGGAGGCUCUAUUGUAAACAGUGAGAGAAGGACUUGCGGUUGGCAUCCCGUUGCGGAGGCUGGAUCUGUUGCUUUAUAGCCACGAAACUUUUGAUUCAGUGGCGAAAAAAAAUCUGAAAGCUCCACUUUGUGUCAGCAUCUGUAACUGCCCUUUCAUUCAUUUAUCGAUUGUCCUUCAAAGUGAUCACACUACCAUUUGAGGUUGUUAAUAAUGGGUGUGUGCAUUUAAGGGCUAUAUCUGCAACAGCUGUGGGUCUAUAUAGUCAUUCUCAUCUCUCGUCAUAACUGUUAUGAACACUUCACUUCAUUGUCCUGUUGUGAAUUUGGGAACAUAAAUACCAACUCUAAAAAGAUUUGAAAAGACCCUGCUGUCGUCAUAUGAUAGGCAUCCAGUUCAACCAUGGGAGGCUACGACCCAUUUCCGAUCAUGACAUAUCUGCACCAACUAAUAUUCAUCAGUAUGAUAUGGUAUGGGCUGGCAACUGCUCAGACUACAGCUCCAACAGAGCCUCAGUCAUGUCCAAGCGGCUGCCACUGUGAUUUCCAGACCAGGGUGGUAAACUGUCAGCAAGGUUCCUUCACAAGCAUACCAAACACCUUUCCCUCAUACACCGCAACUCUGAUCCUUAGGGGAAACAUAUUCCGAACUCUUCUUGAAGACUCCUUUGUAGGACUCUCCAAUCUGGUAUCCUUGGACCUGACCUCCUGUGAGAUUGGAACGAUCAAUCCUAGAGCUUUCAACGGUCUGGACAACCUUAACAUCCUCAACCUCCAACUGAACCACCUGAGUACGUUGCCUCCUGGAGCAUUUGCAGGGCUCACCAAACUCAGGGAUCUCAAUCUGGAGAGGAACAAGCUACAGAUAUUACCUGGUGGUGUGUUCAGUGAUACGCAGGUUCUCAAAGUCUUGGACGUCAAUGAUAAUCGGAUUACCCAGAUACAUGAUGAUGCUUUCAGUGAUUCCACUGUGUUGUCAGCUCUCCACCUAGCAUAUAACCAACUUGUCAGCAUCCCUGAGAUGGCAUUGAAGAAUCUUACUAAUUUAAAGAACUUAGCCCUCUCUGGAAACCCUAUUCCUACCAUACCAUCCAGGACAUUCAUCUCACUUACCUCUUUAAAUCUACUGUAUCUUGACAACAUGCAGCUGGGAUUAAACACGACGCUGGGAUCCCUGGAGGUAGAUUCAUUUGCUGGUCUUCAAUCGGUCACUACCAUCGACCUUUCACACAACCAGUUCCGUACUCUUGAUCCACUAGCAUUUCAAUCCCUGACAUCCCUGGAUACUUUACUCCUCACAGGAAACUUAUGGGACUGUGAGUGUCCCCUCUCACCGUUUGUUCAGUGGCUAAAGCAGAGUGGUAUCAUCUACUACAGCACUAGCUGGUACUGCAUGUACCCAAGCGACCUCAGCGGCACUGUUGUUUAUGCACUACCACCUCGUGACUUUGCAUGUGAGCCAAUCAUUACUGAUCCUCCUAUUGACACUGUGGUUGAAUACAGGCAAAGGGCAAUCUUCCAAUGUAGAGCAAAGGGAGAUCCAACUCCGGAAAUCAAGUGGUAUGGGCCCGAUGGCACCAGAAUAUUAGCGACAUCCAAUGAGGAAAACGUAUACACUGCCUUGGAUGGCCUUGUGCUUGUAAUUCGGUCAGCAGAAGAAGAACAUGUUGGUUUGUAUAACUGCACAGCUAGUAAUGUGCGUGGCAGUGAUUCUGUAGUAUUUCAGGUUGUCGUCAAUGGCAUUCCUGAACCUGAAACAUCCACUGUCAGUGGAAGUACAGUAAGUGACAAUUCUUCAUCCCCUGUGGUAGAACCCACCGACACCACCUGCGCCAGUUUUACUUUGUCAAUCGUAAUGGCAUCUGUGGAGGAAUCAUCUAUUGAAGUUUCCUGGACCCCUUUCAAUGGUGAUAGAGAAAUAACAGGCUACAUAGUACAAUCACACAUCUUUGGCGACCAGCAAACAAACUCAUAUUACGUCAACUGGACAGCAAACAGUUUUGAAUUAACAAACCUGCUUUCAAACACUGGUUAUACAGUCUGUGCUGCUUUUCUCCUUGACAACUGCCCCCUCGUGAUACCCAGAGCGCAAUGUACAGAGGUGACCACUGCGGGUGUCAACCCCGCCACUGCAGCACUGCAAGGUAGGCAUCGCAAUGAGAUUGUUGGUACAGCCCUGGCAUGUAUCCUUGGAACGCUUCUCCUCAUGGCAACCAUUUUCUUCAUUCUCUGGAGAUACAGGAAACCUAAGGAUUACCAUCACUAUGACUUUAAGGGUAACAAGGACACAGCUGCUUUUGCAGGUAUCCCAGAAGACACUGGGUUCACUGUCAGUGAUGUGAUUGCUUCUGGUUCUGUUUCAUCCAACAAGUACGAAGCCCAGAAUGGAGCUUACGUCAAUGGGGGUAUGGACAUAUCAACAGGCAAUAGCAAUGAAUACAGCAAUGAACCUGUUGGAGGAAGCGUCAUCUAUGAAAACAGUGUGAUCCAACACUCAGCAGACAUACACUCGGAUGUAGAACCUCCAGCAGACUAUACCAGUGAUGUCACUACUGCCUCCAUGAAAUCUGCCAAUUCAGUAGGAUCCGACGAUGGCUUGAGAGAGGGGCGAGAACCAAAGGAUAAACCCUCCAAGGUGAAAAGGAGCAGAACCUCUUUAACUUCUGAUGAAAGUUUGGAGAGUGAUGAGGCAAUAGAAAUGACUAAUUUAGGGGCCCCACCUCACAGCAAUGGAGAUUUAAAUAAUGAGAAUGAAGUGAGUGUAAUCUAAAUUGUAUUAAACUAAAUAUCUUAUCAUGUUGAUUCAUGCUGCUUUAUAUGUGUUUUGAAUGCACAAUUCAAAAGUGAAUUACUUAAACAAAACAAUGAAUGUGAAAUGGGCAUAAAAUGCUGUUCAUGUAACAUUAUAGAGAAUGGAUACAGACUAUGUAACUAUAAAGAACACAUUAUCAUAACUACAGCAAUAGGGUUCACUGAAAUGCAUAAUUUCUAUUAUAUUUUGAUUAAUGAAAUCCUGUUCAGUGAUUGGUCAACAUAGCAUCAUGUGACCAAACAUAACAUUGCUAUGAUGUUACCGAUAGGAAAAAUGUGCUACAUGUAUACCGUGACGUCAUUCAUGGGAUAUAGUGCACUAUACCAUAGAUGACGUCAUAGAUAUGUGAUCGAUCAAGAUCAAUGUGAUAUCGGGCCUGGUCAUGGUACUUUCAUCUGCGCUGCUCUCACUGCACUCUACUCUACUUCAGUGACAGUAUACAUUGUUAUUAUUAUUAUCAUUUUUAUGAAGGUUGGUUUGAAAAAUGUAAAACAAAUACAUCAUGCACUAUUUUAAGCCACUAGUGAAAUUAUGGGUUCCUCGGCGACAAAAAUAGCCCUACUUUCCUGCCACCUCGAUCCAUAAUUUCAACUAAAGUCUCUCAGUGCAUGGUAUAUUUGUUUAUUGAUCAAUAUUCUAACAUAAUACUAUAAUAGAAUGAACAAUACAUACAUAUGGACUAUAUAUAUUUUGUUGUUGUUGCAAGUAUAUAUUGGUAAUAUUUUGAUACCUUGGUAACAUAAGUAAAUUAAAUUUACUUUCCUUCAACUAUUUCUUUAGAAAGAACAUUGUAGCUCAUGAAUUUCAUUUGAAAUAUAUACAAAAUAAGACAAUCAUAUUUAAUGUCCAUAUUUGUUUUAUAUACUGAAUCUUGCCUGUGCAUCCUUAAAAACUUAAUGUCAAAGUCAUUUCUUGAAAUUGACUACCGAUAAUCAGAAAUUUUAGUUUGUGUGUAUAUGUCUUACUCUGCAUUUAGUCAGUAUCAUGCAUGUUAACUAUUCUUACUUUAUGCAUGCAAAUAUUGCUAUUGACCAGGAAAUAUUGUUCACUUUAUUGCCCAAAGACAAUUUCAUGCCCACAUUUUUGGCCAAUCACAGGUUUUGAGUCCAGAUUUGCAGUACAAGAGUAUUUCUCUCAAUUGGUAUCCCCCAUGAAAAUACCUAUCUAAUGUUUUCUCCUUCACUUGGACUUUUUUUCGCAACACUAUAUCAUAUUUAAACUAUCCAAAUGAAAUUUAAUGGAAGGUUAUUUUCUUAUAAAAUGAUGCUCAUAUCAUCUGAUUUUUAUAUUUUAGGAAACAAAUUUGGUUUGGAAAAAAAUUGUUGUUAUUUCCAACAACACUGACAUCUCAAUAUGCUGAAUGAUGGUUUGUGAAACAGAUUUCUGUUGUUUUUUCCUUUCACCCAUAACAGGUCUAUCUCAUUAUAACAUACAGUAGUAUCUCACAUUUAUUUUUCCUCUUUAACAAAAAUUACAGGGCAAAUAUAUAUGUAUACAUAUAUGUAUUACUUUGAAACAUACUUCUUAUCCAGCUUAUGUGAAGCCAUGGACAUACUUCACUCUAUAGCCACAGAAUUAACAGCCUGGUGAUUUUGUUCCCAUCAUUUCUAUCUUACAUGUGACAGUAUUCCUUCUUGUGGACUAUAUUACAAAUCAUUUACAUUAACAAAUGAUUUGAACUAUUGUAUUUUGUCCUAAUUAUGAUAGUUUGAAGAAUAAAAAUCCAGCUAAGUAAUAAUCAAUUUCUGAGGAACCAUCACAAUUUGGGUAGCAAGCUAAAGAUAUAAAGGUCUACAAACACAAUACAACAUUCCCAUCAUUGGCUUCUUUUGACAAUCAAGGACGACAAUUCAUCUUUGCCCUUUCUCGAUAUACAAUUGGUAGAAUAUUUGUUUGAAGUACACAACAAAGUGUCUGUGUAGAGAAAGAAGUGUUUUUUUUAUUACGGGGCAAAAAUCUAUUUCUCGACACGAGGAGAAAAGUAUACAUCAAUGAUAAGUCAUUUUUAUGAUAUUCAAAAUCAUCAUUUCUAAAUACUCCUCAAUUGUCAAGUGCAUGUAAAUUAAUUCUACAAUAUCUACUCUUAAAAUAUUUAUUAGCUUUCAGGGUUUAUUAGAAUGAUUUCCAUUAAACACCAAUACAUUUGACUUUGUUUUAGGGGUGCUCUGAGCUAUAUCUAUCAAAUCUAUGAUUACCAUGGAGGAUGGUACUAACCAUUACAUUCUGGUAAAGGUAAAGAGUGGUUUGGGCUUUCAUAGAGAGGUCAUCCAUAUUAAGUCUGUAUAUACCAAACAAAUAGUAAAACUCCUUGUGUGACAUUGCAGUUAUCAUGAUUGAUGGUAUACCAAAAACUUUAAGAUGAAUUGCGCUACAAUAAUAUAUACUGUAGCAAAAAGUAGCAUGUCAUGGAGCAAAUCAAAACCAUAAAUGGGUGAUUUUGCAAAGCUGUUAAUGUUGCACACAGCAAACCUUCCGACAAUGGAAGUCUACUGUUUUGAAGAAAGCAAUAGAAGUGUUAAUGGGGGAAAAUGAAGAAAGUUGUGGGAAGAGUAAGAUACGUAUAUGAAUCUAGAUCUGAAUCAAACUUCUACGGAUAUUAUAUUCAACUAGAUCGGUGAUAUCAUGUGCAAAACACUGACCAUUGUAAGAAAAAUGCACUUUCACCCUACUGUAUAACCUUAGAUAAUCGUUUGGUCCUUGAGCGAUGUCAUAAAAGAUUAAAUGCCUUUUCAAUAGCCCCUUGCAGGGAUUCAUCAUAUAGCAAUACAACAAAAUUAUACAACUACACUGUAUGUGAUUAAAGUAGUUAAUAGAUUCUUUUCUAUUAAAAUGUUGUAUAACAAAAUGUUGUACAAGCAAACGUUUAAGCAUCAUUUCAAAUGAAAACUCUAUAAAGUAUCAAAGCCCACUUCAAACGCGAACGUUGCAUUGUACAAAAACAGUAUAGCUGGGUCAGGCUUAUAGUGACUGUGCACUGAUGGUUGGCCUUGCACUCUCAUUGAAACAGAGUGCGACACCACAAUUCACUAUAACAAAAGAUUUACUGACCUCUUUAAAACUAGUUCCUUUACAUGAUACCCUUUUCAUGUGUGUCUAUAUACCACUUCUGUUAUAUAUACAAUGAUUCUUCAUAUUUUUCUUUGGGUACGAGUUUUGUAUAAAUUUACUCUAGUCUUCACAGGCAUUAGUAUUACCUGGAACGUAUGCAUUUAGAAAAGAUUCACAAUUUAGCCAGAUCAGUGAUAAUAUACAUGUGCAAAGCACCGUGACCAUCAUAAUUGUAAGUCUGGUUACUUGCCUGGGUAUUUGGUUUUGAAUAAGAUUAGUGGAUUUAAUGGCAAAAUAUUGUGACCAAUAUAAGAAUAAACGGUUUUCACCCUCUCCACUUUUAAAGAGAGAGCUGAAUUAUUGUAAAGAUGGGGGAAAUAAAAACAAACAAGUAUACAAAG